Molecule: messenger RNA, 4280 nt
Organism: Petromyzon marinus (sea lamprey)
Lineage: Eukaryota; Metazoa; Chordata; Hyperoartia; Petromyzontiformes; Petromyzontidae
Gene: TMEM101
Product: transmembrane protein 101
Biological process (GO): positive regulation of canonical NF-kappaB signal transduction
Source: RefSeq, a predicted model, not a curated record
UGCCAUGGCCACCCGAGGACGCUCGCGCGCGCGCGAUGACGUCACGGACCUACGUCACCGGUUUUCGAGGCGGCGGCGGCAGCAGCGAUGGCGGCGCUAACGCGGCUGCGCGUGAACGCGGCCCUCAUGCGGUUCGGCGCCAUCGUGCUCACGCGCUUCCCCUUCUGGAACUGCUUCAGCAUGCUCAUGCUGUUCGCCGAGCGCGCCGACAGCAAGAGGAAGCCAGAUCUGACAGUGCCAUUGCUCUAUGUGGACCUGGGGGUGGCUGUGCUGUGUGCCAGCUUCAUGUCAUUUGGAGUGAAGCGGCGAUGGUUUGCAUUGGGGGCUGCGCUGCAGAUCGCCUUCAGUGCCUAUGCAGCCCACAUUAGUGGGCAGGUUCUCUAUGGAGAGUGGCUCAAGGUAAGGAUGUACUCUCGGACAGUGGCGUCAGUGGGAGGUUUCCUGGUGCUGGCCAGUGGUGCUGGGGAGCCUUACCGCCAAAAGGCCCGAGCCAGGUCUCUCCAGACGAUAGGCCAAGUCUUCCUUGGUAUCUACCUCAUCUGCCAGGCCUACUCGCUGCAGUACAGCAAGGAGGACCAGGGAGCUUACCUUGCACACAUCGCUGGUGGUGAGCUGGUGCUGCAGGCAUUCUUUCUCCUCUACGGUGUCCUGGCGCUGGCCUUCUUGUCUGGGAAAUACGUGCGACGUGCUGCCCAGCUACUGGCCAUCCUCCUGCCCAUUCUCACGCUGCUCACCGACGGGAACCUGUCCUACUGGCACAGUCUGCGCAAAGUGGAAUUUUGGCUGCAGCUGCGUCUUGUCGGCCAAAACGUAGCCAUCCUAGGUGCCAUGUUGCUGCUGGCCACGGAUGGAUAGGAGACUCAAUCACUCCAGCUGCCUCACUCAUGUGCCGUCGUGUGAUGACAAAUAUAUAAUUUAGUUUUCUUGCUGCACAUUUACGCUUGUGGCAUUGUGUGCUAAAAAUACAUUAAAAGAGACAAUCAUUGCAAGCCAAAAUGUGUUUAUGUUACUGUGUUAAACAUUUUUUUUAAAAGGGAGUGUGUUGACCGUUUUGUACACAUAUACAGCCUUUUGUCUAUCCACUUUCUUUCGAGUGCUUCCCACCACACCGUAUGGGUCAUGGGAGGUUAUUUGGCCAUGCUUCACCAUGCUGAUCAAUGUGGGUUGGCAAAGGGCGGGAAGCAUAGAUGAGGGCGCAUACAACUACAGUACAACAAUGCAUUUUUGGUGCACUCCCCUCCGCUGCCCAGAAUGUAGUCCCAUAAUUGACAAGUGGUAGUAGUUGUACAAGCCUUGCUGCCCAAACAUAAAAAUAUAUAGUACACUAAUAUUGUGGGUAAUAGGCUAUCAGAGCAACCCUGAUUAAGGUGACACUUUUGUUUGGAUGUAUUAGUUGGAAUUGAUGUUGAGCUUAUUGGCCUAUACAUCUGCCUGCGUGUUCUCAUUAACAAUUGUGUAUAUAUUUAUUUAAUUACAAGUUUUGCUUCACCUGGCAAAAAAUGCGUGUUCCAGUAAUUUCAGAGUUAACCUGCCAGUUUGAAUUGUGUUUGGGAUUUUUAUUUUAUUCGUGUUUACAGAUAUGAAAUCCUGGCAAUGUUUUUUGUUGCAAAUUCAUAUUUAAAUGUUUGUUACCCUUUAAGCCAUGCUUGUAAAUAGGGUUGAUUAAAAAUUUGUAUUAGACAUUUUUUUUCUAAAUUCACAUAACACAAUGUCUAAAUAAAAUUAUUGCAUGCUGAUAUUUAAAAUUAAGCUUAGCAGGAAACAAUUGAUUGUACAAGCACAAAAAAAGGCUGUUAUACAUAUACAGUCGGGUGCAUGCCAAUCCUUGAGAAAUGUGUUCAUUAAAAAUAAUUGGUGUUUAAACGAAUUAAUACUGCAGAAACCUUGACAUUGUUUGUACAAAUGAGUACAGAUCGAAAACAAUGACGUUUAAGCAUGCUGUAGUUAAUUGUGUUGAAUGAAAUUUGUUUCUUGGAAAGCUUCACAUUGUUCUGUCUCCUACUGCCACAUAUCAUUUACACUGUCCCCUACAUGUCGAACUUGCACAGCAAAGGAUUUCGCAGCAACACUUGAGUGAACAACAUCACGGUAAAGCGGUAAACUGGGCAUCAUACGCACAGUUCCAGCUGUCAGCAUUACUCGAGUUGCCACCCCUGUAUCAUGUUAUCGUAGUGAGGCUAUUUUAUGGCCUCGUCUUCCCUUCACUAAUGUUCAUGCACUGGCAUCACAUUAAUAUCUAUCCUGGUUGUCAGGCUUGUCCAAUAAUGAGGUUUUAGUUUAACUGUUUAAAACAUGUAUCUUGCCAUCAAUCGUUUCACUGUGCUACUGUGGUAUUACCUGCUUUGACUAUAAAUGGUAUUUGCACACACACACAUGCAAGAGAUCUAUAACAAAACACUGGAAAUUCCUAAUUGUGACUAGCCUCUUGGGUUGAUGUGGCUAUUUUAUUUUAAUGAAAUAUGGAAGACAGUUUGUCCACAUGCUUUACAAAGGUGUAGAAUAAUGUAGGUUACCUUUUUGUUUUGCAACCUUUUAUGGAUCAAUCCAUUGGGUGUUUUUUAUGCGAGUCAAAUUAUGGGAAUGCAAUGAACAUUCUUACCAUGUCUUGGCUACUGCUGUCAGCUAUGAUGCAGUUUUAAGUGCUACAUAACUUGUAGCAUUUAAAUGUUUCCUUCACCAUUUUUACAGUAUGCUCAUGACAUUUCUACUCAUACAUUACAAUUGCCUGUGUUAAUAUUAUUAAGGAAGCGAGUGAUGUACAUUUGCUCGAAAUUGUUGCGCAUGAAAUAUUUAGUGAAUAAAGUUUGUCAUUUUUAAGAAAUGUGAGCUUUAUAUUUUAUCAUCAUAAUCCAUUGUCUAUUCACUGCUUAUUGAAGGCCUGCCCAUGCUGUCAACAUCCCUGGCGAUAUUCUGUUGCCACCAUCCAUCUCCUGCCCAUGGAUUGAUCCCAUUGCUCCAUCUCUACAGUUGUCAUACUAUUGAGCACGUUCUCUUUUGACUGCCAUUAUUAUCCUUUAUAGUAUUGUGCCCUGCCAAAGCCCACUCUCCUUAGACUCUCUAAUUUGCAUACCCUGAUCUGGGUGCUACUCUCUCUGUUCUCAUUUUAAACACGAUCCACGUUCAAUAAAACACAUUUUUGGUAUCUUUUUAAGUUUUUUUCUCCAAUGUAUUUUGGCAGUAAACAUGCAAAUGACUUUUUUCCAAAUAUUUUAGCCUAACUUUCCAACGUUCUUUGUAAAAGUCUUAAAUAACUUUGUUAUUUAUAUAAAAAAAUAUAUAUCGCAAUGUCAUCUACAUUUAUGUGUAUGCCUUUAUUGGCACAACCCAUUGUUACGAAUAUAAUGGUGCGUUAGUAUCGCCCCAUACCACUCCAGUGACAUACCACAGUUAUUCACAGCAACAUAUCUCUUCUGAAUAUCUUACAGUUGUCAAAUAACGUCUUUGCAAUACAGUGUUGGCCAUGUUAAAAACAAGCUCCGUGCUAGUGUUUGCAAAAGCACAAUGCUGCAUUUUGCAAGUCUUGCACCAAAAGCGUAGGAACGGUUUCAAAGUUGAAUGUGUCGUCAUCAAAUGCAAUUGCCCAACAGCCACUACCGCAGUGAAUUGCAGUCUGCUUAUUAAAUGUUGCAAUAGCAUGACCGCACCUAAUUUAAUCCUUUGUGGGUACGUAUAUGAUUUCCGUGAGACCAAAAAGCCAUUGAAAACGUAUGUUGUGUUGGAUAUAUGUGAUAUUUUCUGCGUGACAAGUGUUUACCUGAGUGAUCUAAUUUUGAAGGUGUCUUCCUCCACAAUUUUUUUUACUUGCACCUUACAUCACGUGCAAUUGUAUUAUUUACAUAAUUCACAACAUACAAGGACUUGAAAGAUCUGUUAAAAGCCUUCAGUUUUAAAGUGGCAGGGCUUACAUAGCGUUGCACCUCCGAUUAGGACGGUUGACUACGUACGGUGCGAAAGAAGUUCAACAUCUAUGCAUCGCCUUCAGAUGCGAUUUAUCAAUUUAUAAAUGCUGCUCCAUAUAUUUCAUCUGCACUGUGGAGGGGGGGGGGGGGGACGAUGGCUGUUCUGUUUCGACUUGCUCAUCUGUUUUCGACGUUAAUUCGUGCAGUCAUUUUGAGAAUGUUCGCCAGAAUGCUUAACUGUAGAUGCGGCUCGCGUUGACGGUGCCAUUUGGGGGGGGAGGAACACGAAACGACGGCACAUAGACAACGCCUAGCAGGAGGAUACACACGGAAACUGGCAUAGCUAUGGAAAUAAAACAUUACUGAAUAAAUGGAUACGUA